AUUCAGUCGGUACGUCCCUCUCCUUUUCUGCUCUCCUGCUUUCUCCACGAGUUCCUCGCGGUCUCCACCACCCGCUCCCUAAGGGGCUCUGCGACGGUGAGACUCGUUACUCUUAUUCUCCGGUUCCUGACUCGCAACCUUUCCCUCCAUCCUACCGCGACACGAAACGAACCCGAUCUUCUUGCAUGUAGCGCCUUGUUCGAUAUCUCCCGGCUUGUCUCAAUUUUCAGUUCAACCGUCCGUUCGUUACUUCCUAUGCUGCUACGGCCCACGGGGUCCCUCCUACUUCUCUCCAUUAUCUCGAACUGUGACGGACACUCUGCGGGGGUCUACGAAUUUAGUCGCAGAACAUGCCCUGGCGGCCUCUGCCCCGAAUCGCUUUCGCUGUCGCCAUCUACCCCUUUCAACCUUCCACCCCCGCCGAUUUACCUCUAGAAUUGGGCGAUGAACUCUACAUAAUUGAGCGUGGGGGUGUCGACGGAGAAUGGUGCCGUGGCUAUCUAGUCGCUCCGCCGUCCUUGUUGGCUGGUUUAACCAGUACCAAGGGGCAGACACUCGAGGCUAGGGUCUUCUCCGGCAUCUUUCCGCGCAAUUGUGUUGAGAUCCGGGAAGUCCUUGAUAAUAAUGAUCUGCCCAGUCCGCGACUCAAUGGAGAACACAAGAAGAGUGUGGAGCAGCAGCAGCAGCAGCAGCAAGAACAGCAGCAGACGAACAGCACUCGGGAGAAAGAGCAGAGAGAUAGCCUGCUAAGCUCGAACGAUGACGAUCAAGUGAUGACCGGCGAGGUAUCGAAUGUAGUGAUCGCGAAGAAGGGAAAACCUUCGCAAAUAUUCAUCACCAAGCUGGAAGAUGAUAGUCAGGGGAGUCCCCGUUCGGCAAGCAGCACCUGGAAGGGUUCCCCACUACCGUAUACCCCUCUUCCCCGCGAUCCUGAUGCGCCCAAGCCCGCUGCCCCUGUACCUAUGCUCAAAAUCGGCGAUGAAACGCCCACCUCGAUAUCAGAGCCGCUCGUCGACGAAAUCGCCUCAUGUCUCCGCGAAUGGCAUUCGACAAAUCUGCACGAAUUGCUCCUGGCGCAGAAGUACAAUUCUGUAGAGGAGCUAUCGAAUCUUGUUCGCGAACUCGAUUUUGCCCGACGACAAUUACUCCACAACGUGCUUACUUGGCAGGAGAAGGAAGCAUUGCGAAAUGAAAUGGUCUGGAAAUUGGUGCGCGGAAACAAGAUGCUGAGUGGAGAAAUCGUGGUCAGAGAUCCCCUGCAAAAAGGUCGUCUCUUAACUGGCGAGGAUUCAGCCGUGCAUCUGGCAAAGCUGCAAUCGGAGAUGUGCAUGCUGGAGAGUAGUCCGAUGCACCACUUAGACACGGCUGCUCUGUACCACUUGCUACUGGAGGUCAAUGCCGUCUCGGGCCAUUCACCAGGCCCCGUCACGCUGGUGGCACAACUGUGCUCCAAGUCAUCGGAUGCCAGUGCGCUGAAACCUCUGUCGGAGACGUACUCUUUGGACAUUCCGUCUCCGGAAAAAUUCGCCAACAUGGGUCAGAGCACCAAGCUCAAGACUCUCUUUACUGAACUUUGCGCCACGGACCUUGGUGAUGCGGCUGCUAAUGGUAAUAAGCUUUACUUAGUCGUUUCCGCCCGCGCACCAGAGACGCCAGCCACUCUCAGCGGCAUCUCAUAUCAGCCUCGUUCUUCCAUGUCCAAAGAUGAGUCGUCAUCCUCGGCAGCAACUAGCAGGCCACCUCAGGGAAUCAACCACUCAGUGAAAGGCAGUCUGAAAACGCGACGCAGCAUCAUCUGGUCGCACAAGCCGAAGGGAAUUCCUGGUGUAGACCUUCCCAAGGAGAGCCCGAAACUCCCUCCGCAAUCGGCGGGAAGCACGUCCAGCAGCAAGGACCGAUCCGCGACCCAGCCGGCAAAGGAAACCACCGCGAUUCGCACGAUUGGUGUUGGGCUCUUGGAGGUCUCUCAGGUCCUUCGGCAAGAAAAGGAGGCUGAGCACGUGGUCGUCAACAUCUGGUCGCCGCUCCGGGAUGGAGAAGAAGAAGGACUAUCCGAAGGUUUCAAUGAUUUGAUCCGCACACUGUUACCCAGUCCCAAUGGGAAGUACAUGCGGGCUCAGCGGGCGGCGCGGCUUCAUCUCAAUCUGCACCCGUUCGUCAGUACCGAUGCGGAUGACCUGGUACGGAGGAACCCAACCAUCAUGCACAAUGUUGUGCAAACAAGACGGAUGGGAUUCUCUCAGGCCCCGGCUACACCGCGGUCUGAUAUCUAUGUGACGCUCACCCAGGCCAUCUUCCCUUCUGAAGCGCUUCUGUCACACCCUCAUGCCGGCCAGGUGCCCGUUCCUAUGAACACAGGCCUCCGUAACUUGCAGUUGACCCUGGAGGUGCGGACAGCAUCAGGAGCACGGGUUGAUCGAUGCGUUUACCCCUCGUCCUCCAGCAACACCGCGCACACGGCAUGGCGCACGAUUGUGGCCGAUCGUGGCACACCUUGGAACCAGACCAUCCGACUCAAUAUUCCGUCUGAUCAGAUACCCGGGUCACAUCUCGUGAUGAGCAUUGCCGAUGCGCCCGAGUUUCCCUUUGCUUUGGCGUGGAUGCCGUUGUGGGACAACCAGGCGUUCAUGCGGGAUGGCCUGCAUUCUCUGGUCCUCCACGCUUAUGACAAGCACACGUCGAACGUUGAAAACGGAAAAGGUGCCUACUUGUCUCUUCCAUGGAAUGCGCUCGGGAAGAAUGAAUCGACCAAGGAUGAGGCGGUUACUGGGCCCAUGUCGUCCUUGCGUCUGGAGACCUACCUGUGCAGCACCGAGUAUUCCCAAGAUCAGGCGAUCCUGAGCCUCUUGAACUGGAGAGAACGGCCCGUGGAUGACCUCUUAGAUACCCUCCGGAGGGUGCUCUUCGUGCCCGAAAUGGAGAUCGUCAAGCAACUCAGCGGUGUUUUCGAUUCGCUCUUCGGUAUCUUGGUUGAAAACGCGGGGAACGAGGAAUACGAAGAUUUGGUCUUCCAUGACCUUGUGAUGGUGCUUGGUAUCGUCCACGACCGCCGGUUCAACUUGGGACCGUUGGUAGACCACUACGCCGACAACCAGUUCAAUUUCCCAUUCGUCACACCAUGUCUCAUUCGCAGCUACCUGCGCCUCCUCCGCGCCAAUUCGGACCCUGAACAGUCCCGGAAUCUACGUUCCACGUUCAAAGUCGGACGGCAUGUGCUAAAGUUCAUCAUCAAUGCUCGACAGCAGCAGCAGACCAAGGAAGAGGGCAUCGGGAUCACCAAGGUCGGGUCGACUUUCAGCCGCGACAUUCACACGAUAUUCCGAUCGCUCGAGUCGCUGAUGAAGAACCCGUCACCAGCUAUGGUUGGAAGCAAAACGCUCAUCGUUCAGCAUUUCCACACAUGGCUGCCUGAGCUUUCCAAAGUGCUGCCCAAGGAUGAGGUGUUCAUGCUUGCUCUUAGCUUCAUGGACUCUUGCAAGGAUGUUACGGGCAUGCUUAUCCUCUACAAGCUGGUCCUGAUCCAACACUACACUCAAUUCGAGAUCUUUGCUUCGGGGCAGGAACGAGAGAGUUUAAUCUCCUGCUGUAUCAGCUGGUUAGCUCCUUACUGGGGUGCAAUUGGGCAUGUUUCUGACCUAUAUCGGGAUCAAGUCCGCUUAUGUUGCGCGAUUGUUGCCCAGCUGUUGACACAGCCGAAUCCACAGUUGUACGAGUUUAUGCCUAGAAUCUUUGCGUCGUAUUGCUCUAUAAUCCCCGAUGGUGUGGAGGAGACCGAAUACUUGUCUCUACUCUUCAGCAAGACCUUCCCGUUCCAGGUCAAAACAUGCAAGAUCAAGCAAAAGUUUGAUGAAGCUCUUGUGGAGUUGGCAGCCGUCAUGGCGGCCACAGCCAAGAUCCCGAACCCCAAACCGCUGGCACUCAAGGACCUCGAGCUUUCUACUUUCCUUGCUCAGGCAUUCGAGGCGCACAACUCGAUUCUGGAUUGUGAAGCCUACCCUGAAAGCUGGCUUAGUAUGCACGUGUACAAUCAUCGCGCCACGGUGAAGAGUCUGGAGCAUUUGGGUUCGAUAAUGGUCGACAAAUUUUUGCCGGCGCCGGAUGAUGCUGAUACCUUCGACACCAAAUUGUGGGAGUGUUUCUUCAUGACGCUGCUAAAGGUUGUUUCCAGUGAUGCCUUGGCCCUGGAGACCUUCCCCGAACAGAAACGGCGUGCUGUGUGGAAGAUUGCUGGCGAUGUUCGAGAGCAAGGUGCAGAUCUCUUGCAUUCGAGCUGGGAAGCGAUCGGCUGGGAAACAACGGACGAAGAAAGAGAACGGUAUGGCCUCAGGAAGCUUGGUGGCUACCAGGUUCAAUACGUUCCUAACCUCAUCUACCCUAUCAUGGAGCUCUGCCUUAGCGUUCACGAAGGAUUGCGCCACGUUGCGGUCGAACUCUUGCGAAGCAUGAUCCUGAGCGAAUGGGAUCUGAACCAGGACUUGUCUAUUAUCGAAACAGAGAUCAUCUCGAGUCUGGACAGCCUCUUCAAGACCAAGCACAUGAACGAAAGUAUCCUCCAGAAACUCUUCGUUAGCGAGUUGCUCGGCCACUUUGAGGGUUGUGAGACAUUUGAUGAAGAUCUAUCGAAUGCGGUCAAGGGUCUCAUAGUGACUGUUGAUGAGCUGCUGGAUCUGUUUGUUGCCUCCCAGAGCGGUUCCGUGACGGAAAGCUUCAAUACGCUGAGAUUGAUGGAGUAUAUGAAGGACAUGGGCCGAGAGGACAUCUUCAUCCGUUACGUCCACGAACUUGCCAAUGCGCAGGCGACUGCGGGCUACUUCACUGAGGCCGGUUUGGCUCUUCAAUUCCACGCCGAUCUGUACGACUGGGAUCCCAACAAAUACGUUCCGGAAAUCCUCAACCCUGCCUUCCCUGAGCAGAGCUCAUUCGAACGAAAGGAAUCGCUGUACUUCUUCAUUAUCCAGCACUUUGAGGAUGCUAAGGCUUGGGCACAUGCUCUUGCUUGCUACAAGGAGUUGGCCCAGCAAUACGAGUACAUAAUGAUGGAUUUUGUCAAACUCUCUCGAGCACAGGGCUCCAUGGCCAAGAUUCACGAGUACAUUGCCAAGGAGGAUAAGCAGUUUAGUAGGUACUUCCGCGUCGUCUACAAGGGCCUCGGGUUUGCGCCUACAUUACGAGACAAGGAAUACAUCUUCGAGUGUCUCCCGACUGAGCGGAUGGCGACGUUCAUCGAUCGGAUGCAACGGGAGCACCCGACAGCGCAGGUUGUGUCUGCGGGUGACAUACGCGAUUACGAAGGCCAGUUCUUGCAGAUUACUCCUGUCAGUCCUCAGCGUGAUAUGAAUCAUCCUGUCUACCAGCGGACCAAGGUCCCUCAGUCUGUUAGGGAGCACCUGGUGAUCUCUGAACCGUGCCGCUUCUCAUCUACACUGAAGAGACAUGUCAAUAAUGCGAAUGUUGAGGAGCAAUGGGUUGAGAAGGCUAUUUUCUCGACUGCAGAGCCAUUCCCUAACAUCCUGCGCAGGAGUGAAAUCGUCUCCAUUGAGGAGAUCGCGUUGUCGCCCUUGCAGACCGCACUGGAGCGAACAUGGCGCAAGACACAAGAGCUGUCAUUAUUAACACGAAAGGCGGCAGCUGGUGAAGAUACCAGCUUGACGAACCUGACAGAGGCACUUCAGCAAUUGCUCGAGGUCAGCAGCUCAUCGCCUAGCUGUGUGGCGCUGUAUCGCCAAUUCCUUCCCGAGACUUCCAAGAAGGACGAAGAAGGCGGCGAUAGUGAGAAAAAUGAGUCUACCGAAGACGAGACUGCAGAGACUCCCAAGCCUGUUGAUCCUAUGGAAAGCGCACUGGCCGUGGCCCUUCUCGAUCAUGCCUUGGCCAUCAAGCACGCUUUGUCUUUAUACGGCCGUCCAGCGUACCAGGCGACUCAGGCUGAAUUGAUGCGCCGCUUUGAAGAGUCCUUCUCACCGGAGAUUGCAUCUCUUGCUCCGACUACUGCUCCGGAACCAUUGCCGUUGCCGUCUCAGCGCCAAUCUCCAAACCCCAUGGAUCAUCGUCAGCAGCAGCCAGCAGGGCGGGUUAGCCCCGAUCAAGAGUUGAUCCGGUCUUCGCGGAUUGGCCACAGCCGCAAGCACUCGACGAGGCAAUCCGUCAGUCAUCGGAUCGGUAGCAUGAACCCAUUCAAACGAUCCCACCAUGGAGCGAAUGGCUCCGUUUCCACAGCGGUCGCUGAGACGAGGCAGGCGCUCGAGGGCAGAUCUAAUGGUACCUUGGCUGAGCACGCGGAAGAAAACGGCGAGCCUGACAAUGAGACUGCUACGAUCAACAGCCGGACGACCAGCCAUUCCCGGGAGAUUCACUCUAAGCGCCGGAGCUUCUUCGGUGUUGACAAGCCGUACAACCAUGGUUCGUCGUUGUCAAUCGCAGCUAGCAUUACUACCGACGAUGCACACAAGCACAGGAAGCAAUCUUCGAGAAGCACCUCUCGGGAUACAGUGGCUAAGCCAUCACAUGACAUUCGCAUUCAGCCUGUAGCUCCACAAAAUGGAGGUCCCAAGUCGCCUACUAGCCCGCAUGCUGGCUGGAGCACGAUCCCUUCGGUGAGAGAGUCGCCACGGCCGGCAACGGGGCAGCAUAGUGUCAACUCGAUCAAGAGUCCCAAGAGUCCCACUUCGCCUAACGGUGCACCACAUACCAGUGGCGGUGUUCGGGACUCCGUGAUGAAGCGAUUCAGUCUGCUCAGAGGAGUUGGACGGAAAAACAGUCGUCUGGAUUUUAAGGCAGAUACUCAUGGUGGCUUGGUCCAUGAAGAGUGAGGCCUUCCUCUUUCUUCGUUUUAUGUGAAAAUUAUCUCUUGUCUACAUAUCAAUUUCCCCUUGUCUCUUUUAUUGUUUAUUGUUUAAUGUCUGGACAUCACCAAUUCCCGUCAGCGUUGGUUCUGCUUUGGUUUAUUACAAGCAUUUCAUUACCCCGUGUUUGUUGUCUUUUGCAUUAUGGCGCUUGAUUUUGUCAUGGAUGACAUUCCUUUCUAUCUUUUCU
Messenger RNA from Aspergillus ruber CBS 135680, 7032 nucleotides. Its product is annotated as guanine nucleotide exchange factor DCK1. Gene Ontology annotation, cellular component: cytoplasm; plasma membrane. Gene Ontology annotation, molecular function: guanyl-nucleotide exchange factor activity; small GTPase binding. Gene Ontology annotation, biological process: small GTPase-mediated signal transduction. Bases 351 to 6809 code for a protein of 2152 amino acids. The record is from RefSeq and is a predicted model, not a curated record. Lineage: Eukaryota; Fungi; Ascomycota; Eurotiomycetes; Eurotiales; Aspergillaceae. The transcript is spliced from 2 exons.